Fusarium redolens is the source of this 1722-nucleotide messenger RNA. RefSeq lists its product as uncharacterized. NCBI's taxonomy places the organism in Eukaryota, Fungi, Ascomycota, Sordariomycetes, Hypocreales, Nectriaceae. The coding region runs from base 26 to 1696 and encodes 556 amino acids. The record is from RefSeq and is a predicted model, not a curated record. Gene Ontology annotation, molecular function: DNA binding; DNA-binding transcription factor activity, RNA polymerase II-specific; zinc ion binding. The transcript has 3 exons. Gene Ontology annotation, biological process: regulation of DNA-templated transcription; DNA-templated transcription.
CUCUUCAAUCUCUCACUCUCACACAAUGGCAAGCCCCACGCCAAAUUCACCUCAAUCCCCCGGUACAAACACACCCGCCCAAAAGAAUCGAGCCUGUGACCGCUGUCGUCGGCGAAAAGCAAAGUGUGACUUUACAGAAGGCGAGCGUUGCACCAGCUGCAGGGAAUCAGGCACACAAUGCACCUUCAACCUCCCCCUCGCCCGUCGCGGCCCCAAAAUCCGCUCCAGAAAAUCUCAAAGUUCCACAGCGGAAUUACCCCCUCCCCAAUCAACACAAUGGGAAACCAACACUGUCGAUCUCGGACUCUCGCCGCCUUUGAUGGUCAGCGGUGAUGUAACAAGUCACCAGCGCUGGCAGAAUUUAUCGCGCGCGUUGGCGUUCAUUACCAAUGAUCUACAGCAAUUUGUUACGCGAUGCUUUGAUCUUUUUUUUGACUAUCUUUAUCCGCUUACGCCGUUGGUUCAUGAACCGAGUUUGAGGGAUUCGCUUUCGUAUUUUGGGCAGUACCCUUCUGAGAAUUUUAGUACGGGCGUUUUGGAGCUUUGGCCCGAGACGACGUUUACGCUCAUCACGGCUGUUUGCGCCGAGGCAGCGUUUUUAUUACCAAAGGAUUUGUUUCCGGAAGGUCAAUCUGUGGCGGAUAUUUUCUUAAAUGCUUCGAGAUCAUGUUUGAACCAAUAUCUCGAGGCCGAGUUGGAGAAUCCGAAUGCAAACUCAAUCACGAUUCGGUAUUUUCACUCCAAUUGCCUUCAUGCGGCAGGGAAACCUAAGUACUCGUGGCAUAUUUUUGGAGAGGCCACGCGACUUGCACAGGUUAUGCAAUUGAACCUCGAAACGUCUUUAGAAGGCUUACAACCGAUUGAAGCUGAGCUGCGACGUCGAGCUUUCUGGAUCGUUUACAUGGGCGAUAAAUCUGCGGCGAUACUCAACAAUCGACCCAUCACCAUUCAUAAAUUCUCAUUCGAGUCAGGCAUCACCACUUCUUACCCUUCCGGUAUUGAGGACGAGGCACCUGUUCUUUCACCCGGAAAUCUGGUGACCAAUUCCGAUGUCGUGCGGAUAACAUGCAUCGAAGGCUUCAAUGCCAAUUUGCGUCUCUGGCAGAAUGCAUCUGAUCUGCUGUUAGAGCUGCGACUAAUGCAGGACCGAAACCAACAGGAUCUCGGCAUGUCGAAUCUUCAGCCAUUGAUCAGCGCUCAAGAAAAGGAUCGGCUUGAUGCUCUUUACGUCCGAUUUAUCACCUGUCUCGAUGAUCUACCUCCGUACCUCCAGUCAUACACGUUCGCUGCUUUGGCCGAUGGUUCAAGAGAAACCACCAAGCAAUUCCUGAUUCAGUGCGCGAAUCUUCAAGUCUCUAUUCACUGUUUAAGAAUGGUCAUCACACAAAAGUUAGAGACUCUGCCUUAUUACAAGUCGGAUAUUGGACACUCAGAUUUGCGCAAGACGGAGAUCGCGAGAGAUAUGCUGAGGGUGAUUCAAGAAGCUCCAUUCUGGUCGCUACAGGUGAACGGCGAACCUUAUGUCGAGAAGAUAAGGCUCACUGGUGCAAGCCUUUUGGAAAUUAUUCAUAGAAAUGGGUCUUCGCCGAUUGCCGCGAGGGCGCGUAGCGACUUUGCUGUGCUUCUUGAUUUGCUCACGAGACUGGACUCUAAGGCUUCGGAUGCAUUGCGAAAUACUUCUUCAUUGAUACACUAAGUCUUUGUAAUAAAUACUAUCGAGCA